CGUCAACAAUCAAUUCGAUCCGUGUUUACAUGUACACAACACAGUAUAUUCGAAGAGGAAUGUGUUGUUGUGAAUUUUGUUCAUAUUUGAAAAGAAAAGGUAUUUGUGAGUGCUUGAAGCAUCUGGUUUAACAUAUGGGUGUAUUAAACACCCAAGAUCGCGUUAAAAGAGCUGAAUUGUUGAACUCUGUCAUCGGUGAUCAAGUAGCUGUUGAAACGUAAGCUAUGAUUUAACAUAUGUUUACAGUAAUGCAAUAACUUGGAAAUUUUACACUUUAACUAGAAUUUCAAUUAUUUUACUUUUUCUUAUCUAUUGAAAUAUGCUCUUUGACAAUAUGCUAGCUAACUGAUAGCCUGUGACACAACCUGUGACAUGUAUACAGAUUAACAGACCCAGAUUUUGAUUGAUUUCAACUAGGGUCUACCAUUAUUACUAUUGAUAUUUGAUAAUUAUUUGCACAUUCUUUAUACUGGUGAUUGUGCUCCAAUCCCAGUCUGAAAUUGAGAAAUUCCCUUAUUUCAGAAAUGUAAAUUCCACAGGAGAGUGAGGAGACCACAAAAGUGGUAAAUAAGCUCCUCAAGUCUGCCUUUUGUCUGGUGUAUUAAAAAUACACAGAAUUCAGGGUGUCUGCUUCUUCUCAGCCUGAAAAAAUUAAAAAAAAACACUUCUUUUUGUUGUGAGGAAUGUCUGUUCUCACGAGAAUUACAUUGAAAUGUUGGGAAGUGUUUAUAUUUCAUGCUGAGAAAAACUGAAAAACCAACAAACAGUGUGUGUUAUAUAUUAUAUAAAUUAUAUGGGCCUUAUUGUGUAUACAGUGACAAGUGGAUGUGUCAAUUUCAUGGUUUGGUACAUCUAUAUUUAAAGUACCACACAUGUUUCACACAAAUGGUUUUCAAUUAUUCUGAAUAAUCUGAAACCUUCCAAGGCAGCUUUUGUAAGGCAUUUUUUACCUAAGAGCUUGAAAGUCUGACUGGGACUAAUUUAAAAGUGCUGUAUAUAAUUAAUUACAACUUACCUCAAUUAUGGCUAAUACAAACACAGAUUCACAGAAGGUUCAAUAUAAUAACCUACAUUUUACUUUGUGUGCUUUGCACCCUUGCAAUAUGGCACUUGUUCAUGUAGGAAUUCUAAAUGAAAUUCAACUGAAACAAAUGCAUUAGAAGAUGGACAAUCUCAAUAAAAUAAAGUAAUUUUGUGUUAGGUUGGCAACUUACAGUAUGGAGCACUAAGAUGCACCAUUCACAAAAUGUAAAUUACUCUCACUGCUGGCAGGGCUGCAAAAUUACCACUGAAAAAGGAAUUAAUUCCAAUUACAAUUACUUGUUUUAAAAUGUAAUUAAGUACAAUGAAAAAUUACUCCGGAAAAAAGGAAUUAAUUACAAAUUUCUUUACCGGCAAAUUGUUACUAUAUAUAUUAUAAGACAAUAUCUUAAACAGUAGUUGUAAAUAAAAAUGGUAUAAACUAUGAAAUUUACAAGAAUUUAUCAAGAUGAUAUUUCAAUAUAUUAAAACAUUUGACAUGCAAAUCGAAGCAUGUAAACUUAAAACUUUAUUUGCCAAUUUUUGGCACUCUGAGCCUCGGAACAAAAUGUGGGUAAUCGUUCCAUGUUUCGCGCACCAAUACAGUAAACGUUAUGUAAUGGAUAUUAUAGUGUAUUGAAAAGUUCACUAGAUACCUCCAUACACAUAUAUACACACCCUAACCCCAACCCUAAACCUAACCCCAAUACCUAACCCUAACCCUAACCUAUAUUGGUGCGCGAAACAUGGAAUGAUAACCAAAUUGUGUUUCGCAAUAAAUAGUACUACUUCAUGUAAGCUAUCAUGUCAUGUGAUCCGUUGAAAAUUAGUUCAGCCAUUUUUCUGAAUUUUUGUCGUAACGUUGUAUUUUUUAUUUCUUGUUUUUACAAAAUAAGAAAAGGAAUUUUCAAUUUGCUCCUUGGAAAAGGAACACGUUUCUUGCUUUUGUAAUUAAUUACGUUUUUCGUAGGGAUGAGCCAAUAAGGAAAAUUGCCGAUUGCUGAGGCCGAUUAUUUAUAAAAUUAUAAGCCGAUUAUUGUAACUAAUCAGCUUAGUUUUUCGUUACAUUUCUAAAAACGGAAUUAAUUACAGGUUAAAAUUACUUCAAAUGUAACGAGUACACAGUAACGUGUUACAAUUCUAACGAGUAUUUGCAGCCCUGACUGCUGGGAGCUCUGCAGCAUCAGCUUCACAUUUGUUUAUCAAAAAAUGCUUGCUUUACUAUAAACAUACUGUCAUCACAUAAUCUAACUUCUGUCAAGUUACGGUGAGCAAUGUUCAACAAAAAUGUGCUCAUCUAACCUGCAUUACAUAUAAUACCCUAUUUCUAUUGUGCGAGAAAACAAAAUAACAGUAACUCCAGAAACUGGAGUACGUAGUAUAAAACCUUGCCUACGUUGGUCGACUAAUAUCCUCUAGUUCAGACCUCUCGCUCAGUCACUAAAUGAAUAAAAUAUAUGUAUACAUUUAAUAUAUAAUUAUAUUAUUGGUUUUCUUUCUUUGUUAGAGAAAACCUAUGGAGGAGAGAAUUUUUUAACUAUCCCAAUCAUAUUUUUGUCUCUGUAGUUUGGAGACCAAUGACCUUGGAACAAAAGAGCUUGGAGAAAUUUUUUUACCCAGUUCCUAGCGUUACCUUUUGCCUUUGUAGUUUAUAUUAAUUUAACAUCAAACAAUACUAGUUCUGCAAGUGUUAUGUUGUAUUAUUGUUCACUCUGUAAUAAGUUGAAAAUGUUCUAGAGGGAGUAUUUCAUAAUUUCCAGACCGUGCGCAAGCAGAAAGAUAUUGCCUGCCAUGGCUGGGUUUUGAACCCGCAACCUUCGAAUUACUAGACAGACGCUCUACCAACUGAGCUACACGGUCAGACAGACUUAAGACUGGAAAUUAUGAACUAUAUACUGAAUGUCAUAAACAUGCUGGUUAUAGUAACUAGCAAUAUAAAGUAUAAGUAUUACCUGUUUGUUUCAAAGUUGAUAUUAUAUAUUUAUAACAAAUGUUUGUGCCAUCCAUAUGUCACAGCUAGGAUAUCAUUCUCAUGCAUCGAUCGGCAUUUAUAAAAAAAUAUAACCCAACCUACCCUAUUUUUUUGCCUUAUAUAUAGUAAAUUAGUUACAUGUUGAAUAAAUAGUAAUAAACUUGUAAUUUAGUUUUAUAAUGAUUAUUAAUCCUGAGGAUGAAUACAAAAUACUGUUAUAUAUUUUGUAUUUUGUAAUUUAGAUCGACAGUUGAAGUUGACCAAGAAGUUGACAUCAAUGUGACAAAUGAUGGACAAAGAUUAAGACAUUCUCAGACAUCUUUAAAAGCAUCUCGAGCACCAAGACCUCAAUCAUACAUUAGAAACACUGGUAGGAAGGCAAAGGGAUGUGCCAACUCAAGAAAAUAUGAAAAUGGUAUUUUGUUAUGCUGUGCUUGUCAGAAUGUCAAAACGUACUAUAUUUUGACAGUGUUAACUUUGCAUACUGGUAUAGAUAUUUUUGUAUCAUCAAAAUGAGUUUGAAUUGCUCCUACAUGAUCAGAUUAAACAAGAAUUAAUUUUGAGACUAUGCGAUCAAGACUAGUGUAGUUUGAAAAAUGUAUUUAAUUAAAAAUGGAUUCACUCAGUAAUCUGACCAGAACCGAAACUGAGUAUAAUUAUACAUGUUAUGGUACUUUGACUUUGUAUCGGAUUUUCUGAACACACUUUUCAUAAAGGGAAUUAUUGGCUGGAAUGCCUCCAAACGGAAAGUAAAUCUAACAGCGCUCUAUAAAGAGUAAUUUUCAACGUGAACAUUCUAGGCCACACAUAUGCAAUUGUAAUUCGAUGUGCACUAUUCGUCAUGUGACCCUUCAAAGAACAAUAACAUAUCACAUAGUUCCGCCCACUAUCCAAACCAUCUACAUAUCAUUCUUCUACAUCUUGUUUAAUCCAUUGAAUGGCAACACUCUCCCCUUGAUGAAUAAAAUUGUCUGGCAUUAGACAGAGUAAAAUAAUAAAGUGUGCACUUCAGGGUGGUUUGUCACUUACACGGUUAAAACAUGAAUAGAUCUUUGGACAAAUAUAUUUUACUACAUUGUAUAAUAAAUAUAAGAAACAAUUUUGAUUAUGAUUUGAUCACCUUUAUUUUAGCUGUCUUUCUUUCCCAGCUGAUUGAAACGGAGGAGUUUUCUGAUUUAAGCAUAGCAGAUUUUAUGGUUAAGUCAACAUCAGCUUUUGAAAAAUUGUUUGAGGAUCAGUCCCAAAUGAAUGUAAGUUGUGCAGGUUAUCCUGUUAAGAAAUUGACAUUUCUGAUUGGCUAAAAGCCAUUGCCAGUAGAGGUGAGCCGAUCAUCGGCAAAACCGAUUAAUCGGCUUGUUUUUUCACAAUCGGCCAUCGGCCGAUUGUCAUUGGCCAUCAGCCGAUUGUCUUCCACCAUUUGUAUGGUCAGUGGUGUAAUAAAAAAAUGAAAUUCAAAUAUUUGGUGUGGAAACAAUUAUCGAAACGAAAGUUGAAACACUAUGUUUACCGAUUUCCCGCGUUUUUUUCAUAGUUGUUUUCUCACUUUUCUGGCAUUUCUGCAAGGUUUACUAAUUAAAUUAUCGUGUUCUGUAACUUCCGUUGACCAGUCAGUAGCACGCUGUGGAUUUCAGAAUCAGUGUUAAAAAUGUCGCUUCCUGUUUCUGCAUGUUUUGCGAGUCUUUUGACGAGAGGAUACAUUAGUAAAAUAAAAUUAAGAUGACCAUCGGUUUUGCCGAUUAAUUGGCCGAUGGUGGGUAAAUAUCGGCUGUUAACAAUUGGUAUCGGUAAUCGGUAUCGGUAAUUUUUAGAUAUCGGCUCACCUCUAAUUGCCAGCAUAAUUGGCGACUUCAACGAUACCUAAUAAUAUUGCACAAUAGAUUGUACUGUUUAUAUCACUCUUGCCAAAUGGCCUCGUUUUCAUGUGAUUAUUUCCUUAUGAUUUGUGCACAGUAGGUUUACGAAAUAAGGCUUGUGAUUGGAAACAAGAUCAAAGAGAAAUAUAUUCAUGUAUGAAACAUGGAGAGAAAUAUGUGUAUGGGGAUAUAACUUUCGUGUGCGCCUGCCAUGCUAAAACAGGCAAACAUGAAAACAGUGCCAGCAUAGGUAGAGAGGGGGAGGGGGGCUAGUGACAAAACACCUACCCAUCUACAUUUUUCGAACAUGAAAACGAGGCCAUUGGGGAAAAAUUGCAAUGAACACUAAACUAUAUCUAUUGAUAUCAAAGCUCCAAAUAUUUGAAAGAAAAGAACAUCGCAUUGUGGAAAUUCGGAACAAUAGAGGCUACGUCGUUUUUACAUUCUUUUAAGUAAAAGAAUAGAACAAUUAUGGUAGGACUAGAACGCGAUAUUUGGCGAAGCUAAGGCAAAUAAACGUGGGAUGAGGCAGAAUUUUGGAGGAGAUUAAAAAUUCCACAAUCCCAGGGCAAAACGAUAAAAAGUCCGCAUUUUUUGCGUUAUCUUUCUAGAAAAUACUUUAUUCCACAUCACAUCUUGGAAAAAUUCGUCAUUCUGUGAGCAGUAAACAAAAGUAUAUUUCCCUAUAAAGUAAAAGAAUUCUCUACUCCAAAAUUCCGCCUCCCUAGAAUAACACAUGACAAGAUAUCUUAAUCUUACUCUCAACCUAAAGUAAAAUUGAAAUAAGUAUCACAUUCCUGGUAUGAGUGAUAUCAAUCACUUAAAUUAUCUUAUUUUACCAGAGAUGGAGUGAAUUUGUAAACCUAAAUGGCGAAGACCAGGACAGAUAUCUGUGUGAGUUAUCUCAAGUUGAUUCUUUUGAAACUCCAGUUGCAAGUCGAAGUACUGGAACUAAUUCAGGUAUCAUCUCAUUGAUGUUCAACGAUUGAUGUUAAAGAUGACAUAAAAUACAAACCCCUUCCUGAAAUAAAACGUCUAGGUGGAACGAAAUUAUCCAAUGCUUCCAUAAUGAAUCAGAUCAACAUUGAAGGCUUAAAUAAUAUAUCUGAUCAAGAAUUGACCACUUGCGUAAUAAACUAAAUUUUGAUCUAGACAAAAAUUUCAUCACAGCUUGAAAGAGCAUCACAAAUUUAGUAAUAUUCCAGAGUUCCGUUGCGAAAUGUUGUAAAAUGCGGAUAAUAUAGCCUUGUGAAGUUUGCAAUUUUCAGUCAUUUUAGAUUACAAACGGGAAAUUGACAGCCCAAUACCCUUUGGGGCUGUCAAUUUCCCGUUUGUAAUCUAAAAUGACUGAAAAUUGCAAACUUCGCAUGCAAGGCUACAUUAUCCACAUUUUACAACAUUUCGACACGAAACUUUGGAAUACUACUAAAUUUGUGAUGCUCUUUCAACUUUCAAGCUGUGAUGAAAUUUUUGUCUAGACUUGUUUAGAUCAAAAUUUAGUCUAUUACGCAAAUGGUCAAUUGGCAAGCAUGAUAAACAAUGCUUUUCUUGACCACUGGCAGAAUAUCACCUAUCGUCCCCAUUAGAACGAGUUGCUUUGGAGGACCACCCUGAAUAUCUACAAGUUUCUGAAGAAAGAGUUUUUUCACACAUAGCAAAACUUAAUCCUGGAAAAAGUGCAGGUGUACGACGUGCCAAAUGGACCUUUCCGGUAAUUACGUCACGACUAGCACUGUUUUCAACUUAGGACCACCUUAAAUGGAAUGGAUUUUAAGUUUGUUUCUCACGGGCUAUGGUCAGAGGAGCAGAACAUCCUUCUUCAACACAUGCAUAAAAAAGAAUUUUGACUUUUGAGCAAUAAAUGUUAAUAAAUUUGUCAAUUUAGCCCUUUGGCUGCUGUGUAUUUUAUUGAAUAUACUCGUACAGUAGCUCUACAUGAUUUUUGGAGUUAUUUCCUUAUACUAUGGAAGGAGCGUCACUCCAUGGCUUCCUAACUUCUGCAGCCAUACUAUAUACUUACCUGCGUGAUUUCAAACAGCUCCUUUUGCAGAACUACUGCAGCAUACUGUACAUCAUGCAUGCCAUAAGCCUGCUUUAGUUUCGUUCUGAUUUAGUUUUCACCCUGUUGGGCGAUGACGUCGUCGUUGAGUACAGUCGAAUCCCGAUAUGUCGAACCAGUGAGCCCUAUGUAUCCGGAACAAGAACUUCGUUCAUUCGGCCUAUGAGAAAAUGAAUGAAUGUAACUUGAUUGUACAGGGAUAAGCGAAAUAAUCUCACUGAUAUUAUGCCUCUUCGUCGUGAACUCAUGUUACCGUUACUUUUCAUUGUUUUAGAUCUUCAGAUUGCAGCAAAGAGUUUUCAAAAUGUCGACAGUAAAAUCAAGUCAACUUUGAAGGGCAGAAACAUAUCAAUGGUAAUCUUUGUUACUUUGAAAUUCCGAAAGCAACUGGCUCCCUAGCGGCUGCCCGAUCGUAAUCCAGUACAAUAGAAAGUGCAAGAUUACGUUUGAGAGGCAACAGAACCGGCAGAACCAUAUUUUCUUGGCAGAAUUUCCGUUUUCUUUCGUUUCUUCACAUAUAUUGUCUUUCUAAUGUCAAAAGAAUCGUAUUACUGUACAUUUCUGUUUGAAUACAACCAGUCUAUUUUGUCGUUAUUGUCGUACAACGUAAAAUUUUUCGUCGCUUAGUGUUUGCCGUCAGAUGUAUCAAAGCCAAGCUUAAACUUCCUAAUUGUCACAUACAGAAGAACAGAAAACAAAUGAAGAUGUUUUCAAGACGAUAUGACUGUGUCUUGUCAUCUUCCAGGGUUUUUUCAGGAUUUUCUCUUUGGUCCGUUUUUUUCAGAGAAGAUUGAGUUAAGCUGUACAGCUGAGGGUGUGGGGCAGCUGCGGGAGGCUGACACCUGUACCCAAUGAGUGUAUUUAUUAUUUAAAGCAGGCACUAUAAACUGGUUAAAGAUGGCGAAUGCGUUAUUUUUCUUGUGUUGUGAAAUGAAUCCCAGCCAUUUUUUCUUGAUUGUCGGGUUUCCAACUGAAAACUAAUUUCCACACGUCACGAAUUUGACUCAAACAACUUCAUUUUUACUGCACUGAAACUUUAGUGCGAAGAUUGAGUUUCAAAACUCAAUUCAAGAUUCAAAACUCAAUUCAAGAUUGAGUUUUUGGGGCCGUUUUACGGUCCUGAAAAAUCCCUGAAAAAACCCUGAUCUUCCCGUUCUGAAUUAAACAUUGCGUCAUUGCCUAAGUUCGCUAAUGUCGAAAAAAAUUCAAAUUUCUAAUGGAGAGAUUAGAUAACGUUAUGGAGAUCUUAAACAAUGCGCGCGUUCAAACGAGGCCAACAUGUUGAUCCAACAUUGAUGACCUCGUUUCAAUUAAAUUAAAUUAAACAUAUUAGGUAAUGUUGGCUGAUUUUGGAUGAUGUUGGAUCGGGUUUGACUUUGUUUAAAAUUUUCAUCCAACAUUGUGCAACCGCCAACGUCGUUCAACAUUGGUAGGUGUAUACUAAUUGAAUUGAACGUUUCCUCCAUUUAGUCUGGUUUAAAGUAUUUUGAAGAAGAAAUGUUGUCCGUUUUCAAAGACAUCAAUGAAGCUGUCCUUAUUUCUCUAAUUCCAUCAAGGUAAAUCAUAACUCAUAAGUCGUGUUUACACUACAAUCGUAGACACUGGAACUCACUGGUAACCUUUCUCCAGAUUCACUCGGCCCAGUCUUUCGCGCGAUCUAUAUAUUGUUGAGAUCUCAGCUCGAUCUCUUCCGAAAAUUAAGGCUAUGUCUUAAUUGUAAAAGGCGUUCAAAUUAAGACAUUGCCUUAAUUUUAAACCUAACCCCCACCCAACCCCCGCCCUAACCUCUAAUCCUAAUCUAAUCUUAGUCUCACCCUAAUCCAAUCCUGGCGACCUUUUUUCUUUCUUUUUUUAAGAGAAUUUUGGAGAAUUUCAAAUUUAAGCCAUAUCCUUAAUUUUCAAACGUUUUACAAUUAAGACAUAGCCUUAAUUUUGAGAAGAGAUCAUGUUGUGAGAUCUCGAUCGGUGGGGAUGUUUAGAUUGCGCUAAACUUUCAGUUUAGUAAAUGUAAUAAACGAACGUCCAACUAACAAACGUAAUAUACGGAAAAUCUGUCAACAUAAGAUUAAUUGCAAUCUUCAAAAAAAUACGUCGUGUAGAAUGUUUUUAUAUAUUUCAUCGAGAUCAAGAAGUUGUAUUGCUCACGCAUGUUUGGAUGUCUUGCUUUAAAAAUUUCAAUUUGGAAACGUAAUAAACGAACAUCCACUCCAAUUAUGAAAUUCCAAUUAGCAAACGUAAUAAACGGAAGAAUAGGCGAAAAUUGUACCACGCGCGUUAUGUUUCCAUUCGAUCGCAUCAUUUAAAUAUCGCUCUGCACUAUGUUGUAUUCUUUCUUUCAUACAUGUAAAAUGUAUCUGUUCAUUUUUCAAAGAUUCAUAUAAUCAAGGCCAUGAGCGCUCAAGCACUCAUUCCUAUCACUAUGUUCCAGUGAAGAGCUGUGCUCUUUCACGGGCGCCUUCGUUUAGACAACACGAAAUAGCCCAGUGGUUCCACUUUCCUUGCGAUAGUAACCCCAUUAGUUCUAGCAGUCGUGGUGAAAUGACGUCAUCAUGCAUCAAGUACUAUUUAAAACACGCGUAGGAGUGUUUUAUCAUAUUUAACGACUUAAUUCUAUUCAGAACCAUUCUCAGAGAAAUGAAAAAUUUAUAGUUUCGUGUAUCAACAUGUUUUAGAAUAAUAUGAAACUUUGGUCGUUUUUUAUAUCUUUCAAGAUGGUUCUAAAAUAGAAUUGAAACACUGCGCGUCAUCCAAGACAAACGUGAAUUAAGUUAAUCGCGAAAAUAUUUCUCGCUACCAAUCCCCGUUGACUCGAUAGCUCCAUGGGUAGAGUGGCAGUUUAAAAACCCGAGCAUGUAUGUGAGUUCAAAUCCCACUCGAGAGAACGAAUGUUUCGUUGUACUCUGCAAUGUCAGAAUAAUAUGAAACUAGUUUUUUUAUAUCUCGGAGGAUGAUUCUGAAAUAGACUUGAUUGAUUUGUUAUUCAUGUUUUAAUUGUAGCAUGGAUAGGUUAUUGAUUCAUGGGAUUUGUCAAUACAUGAACUUAACUUCACAAAGUAAGUACAGAUGAUAUAUCUCCAACUAUAUUCAAUUAAAAUUCCUUGCAGUUGAAACGCUGAAAGAUGCGCGAACCGAUCGUAUAAAUGAUGGGUUAGACUACUCAUAGCCUAUCGAAGGGGGGAUGGCUGUGAAACUCAUUAGAAUAACAAUAUAACUCGUUAUUUAUGUUGAUCAACGUUUAUUCAUAAAUCUGGUCCUUCACCGUCACGUGUGUAUUGUAUUCUUGCCCAACUAACCAAUAGCAAUGUUUUAGGAAAGUCACCUAUCCGUGACUCGAACAACAGGGAAACUGGAAAUUGCUAUUGCCGGAUUUGACAGAAAUACAAUACACACGUGACGGUGAAGGACCAUAUUUAUUACGUUGACUAACACAGAUGAGUUAUAUUGUUAUUCUAAUGAGUUUCACAGCCAUCUCCCCUUCGACAGGCUAUAUAUGGACUACUCUAAGGCUAUUCAACCCUCGCAUUAACGUAUCAAACCUCAGAUAGCAUCAUCUUAUGACCAAAUAUUAUCCACUAAAGGUAGUAACGCCCUCAGAUCAUUCUCGUCUCCAGGACCUCUCGCGUCCUUAUAGUUUUCAACAAGUGGCUCUGGGGACGAGAAAGCCCCCUGAUAGUAAUAACCUGCAUGACUGCAUUCUUCAGUGGGUUGAAAAUUUGCAAAUUACAAAGUACUAAAGGAUCACCUAACCUACAUCUAAGAUGCAGAUUCAUUAGUUUAAACAGGGUUCGUACAAAACAUGAAUGUCCUCGAAUUUGAAAACAAAAAUUGAAGGCCGUGAAUGUCCUUGACUGAUUUGUAAAGAAAUACUUGAAAGUCCUUAAAUUUUUCUUGCUUCAGUUUCUGGAUAUUUUCUGAAAUUGUUUGACAUUCAAAAACGGACAUUUUGUUGAAUUGGUUUUAUAUGUUCAUAUCUGACAAAGUUGUUUGAAAUUCAUUAAAGUUGCGUUUUGAACAAUUCAGUGUCACUUUUUACUGAUUUUUAACGCCUUCUCUUCGGAGUUCAGCCCUUUAGUCCUUGAAUAUCCUGAUACAUGUCCUUGAAUAGCCCGUUUGCAGCCCGAAAUUUCGUUCAAAGUUAACUAAUAUUCCGUUUCAAAUUUUCGUGUGGGGGACUGCGAGCAGGGCUAGUCCUUGAAAAUUCCUUGAAUUUGACUCUUCCUGACAUUUACGAACCUUGUUUAAAUUACGUCAUAGCAUGCAAAGAACAAAACACGAUAGGAAGUGGAGUUAUCUAUGCAACAGAUUGAGUUUUGUCAAUCUUCUUUUGAAGGUCACCCAAGAUACGUGAUUCAAGUAGAAAACCUGAAAAACCAGUUUCAUCCGCCGGUUAUGUUAUUAUCACAAUAUUUAGAACGCAUUAGAUAAUGAACGUAUUUAAAAAUUGUAUAAUGAAUUGUCAAUAUUUUAGCGAUUGUGUAGUUUUAAACAAAUUUUCUGGAGGCGUUUUUAAUACUGUCAGUUCUAUGACAUCUUAUGUGUAACAUAACAAAAUU
Paramuricea clavata is the source of this 11457-nucleotide messenger RNA. The record is from the annotation of a GenBank genome assembly. NCBI's taxonomy places the organism in Eukaryota, Metazoa, Cnidaria, Anthozoa, Malacalcyonacea, Plexauridae.